UGCCUAGUACCUUCCCUCAAGAGCUUUUCGAUCGCUUCGUGGACGAGCUUGUGUCCCCAGAUGCAGACAUUUCGAAAGAUCCUUCUAUUAGAUCCUGCCUCUUCGUAUCACCUUUACGACACCGGGCCUUGACGCUGAUCUUCAAAAAGGUUACUGUUCACCUUAAUCAACCCCAGGAGACCUGUAAGCGCCUCCUGAACCUCCUCCGAAUCAUCCCACCAUGCCCUCGCACCAAACUUAGUGGCGUUGGUCCCUACAUCAAAGAGAUAGCCUUCGAAUUUGCCUUGUACGGAACAUCAUCAGGGGCGAGAAAGGCUCUCCAGCAUAUAAUAUCGAGCAGGGAAUUCAAAAAUCUAGUGAAGACGCUCAAUGGGAGGGACUACGGCGUGCGAGGGUUGGAAUUCCACAUCCGAGUGUAUUUCAGCAUUAGAACCAGCUAUCACCCCGGUCCCGAUAUUCUCAAAGCACUGUCGUCGCUCAUCGCUUCACCAUUCCUUCGCUCCUUGGCGCUCACGAACUUGGCGAAAGUCCCGGCUACGUUCCUCGCGGAAGCUCAUAUCGAUGAACUCCAUCUCUGGGAUGUCUACUUCCAGGACUCAGACCCUCUCAGAGGAAGCUCGAGGCACGUAGCUGCCCUCGCGCGAUGGCCCCAAAUCAGAUCGCUGAGAGGCAAUUCAUCCCUUCCGAAAGCUCUUAUAUCCCCCGCAUCAACUGCUCCCUUCCGAAACUUGGAAGUUAUCGAGAGAGAGUGCCUGGGGGUUGAACAAGCCUCGGAGGCUUGGAAGAUCAUCUACAUGGCAGCGCAUACGCUCGUGCAUGGCUUGUCAGAGGAAUUGUCGCUCUGUGAUGGCCAACGAGUCGACCUCGGUCGGGUACCCAAUCUUGCCUCAUUUCAGUUGGCUUUUCUCCCUCGGAUGACGAUGCAGGUUGACCCGGAUGCAGGACGCAAAAGUGUUGCCUUGUUCAUCGCGAUACUACACGCCCCGUCACCCCUUUUGAAACUCGAGACUCUGACCCUCACAGGUUGGAUGUCUGGUGGUCCUAGGGCCCCCGGGAUUCCUGCUAAUGUUGGAGGUAUAGAUAACAUCCUCACAGAAUCGAAACCGGAGUGGGAGAUGUUGGAUACACUGUUAUCGGGUCCGAAAUAUCCGUCACUCAGGUUCUUGAAGCUUCGCUUCAUCUUUCAUGUGUUCCUUUACGCUCGUUUGAUGACUUCCUCACUGGCGACAGACGGUAGGUACAGCUACCUGUGGGCUACUGAUGCCGAUAGGGAAGAAUUUACGGACAUGAUAACUUCGCGUGUGCUCGUUCUCCUCCCUCGGAUUCAAUCCUCACGCCGUAUUCAGCUUGUUGUAGAGGUUGUUGACUCGUUUGUUUGGCGAAACUCCUUUUUCUUGUAAA
Molecule: messenger RNA, 1401 nt
Organism: Cyclocybe aegerita
Lineage: Eukaryota; Fungi; Basidiomycota; Agaricomycetes; Agaricales; Hemipholiotaceae
Source: the annotation of a GenBank genome assembly